ACAGAUGUGACGUAGGAAUUUGUAAAAAAAAACUGGAGUUCUCGCAUCUCCACCUCCUUGCCGAAAGCAUCCACCGGAUCCUUCCGCGCCGUCGUCGCCUCCGCCGCCAUGUGGAGAGGCGGCUCCGCUGCCGCCUCUGCCGCGAGGGCUCUCCGCUCGCGCCUGCUCGCGGAUCCCAUCCACCAUCCCUCCACGGCUAUCGGUCCCAUCGCUUCGGCGCGCGCUGCCUCCUCCGCGCCCUCUGCCACAGCCCCUGCACCCACCGUCGCUGAAGCGGCUGCCGCAGCGUCCGUUGUCUCGUCGGGAGACAGAUCCAUCUCUGAGGUGCUGCGGCACUACGGGGGUUGCUACUUGGAGCUCUCCAAAGCCCGUCUGAGCGCACUUGUUGUUGCGACAUCGGGGGCUGGAUAUGUGCUUGGGAGUGGGAACAUAAUAGAUAUUGUUGGACUUUGUUACACAUGCACUGGUACCAUGAUGGUUGCAGCAUCUGCCAAUACUCUCAACCAGGUGUUUGAGAUCAAAAAUGAUGCUAAAAUGAAAAGGACAAUGCGACGGCCCCUACCAUCUGGGCGCAUUAGUCCUAUGCAUGCUGCAAUGUGGGCUACAAGUGUUGGAGCUGCAGGGACAGCUUUGUUGGCUUGCAAGGCUAAUGGCUUAGCUGCUGGGCUUGCAGCAUCGAAUCUUAUCCUCUAUGCAUUUGUCUACACUCCAUUGAAGCAAAUACACCCUGUCAAUACAUGGGUGGGAGCAGUCGUUGGUGCCAUUCCUCCACUUCUAGGGUGGGCGGCUGCAGCAUCUGAAGUGUCACUCAACUCUAUGGUUCUCCCUGCUGCAUUGUACUAUUGGCAGUUACCCCAUUUCAUGGCCCUUGCAUACUUAUGCCGCGAUGAUUACCUUGCUGGAGGGUACCGGAUGCUCUCUUUUGCUGAUCCCACUGGUAAAAGAACUGCAUGGGUAUCACUCAGAAAUUGUCUAUACAUGCUGCCCUUGGGAUUAUUUGCAUACAACUGGGGUCUGACGUCUGAGUGGUUCAGUUUUGAAGCAUCACUUCUAACGAUGGGCCUUACAGUUGGAGCCUUAUCAUUUGUACUGGAUCCUACUCCGAAAAGUGCAAGAAGAAUGUUCCGUGGUAGCCUUUUGUAUCUUCCUCCUUUAAUGGCUGGACUUAUAUUGCAUCGGCUACCUAACGAACAAAACAAGGAUAACAUCCACCAGGCUAGUGAGAUCGAUGGGGUAAUCUAUGGUGCUGAGCUGCAGGAUGAAGAAAGAGCUAGACAAAAACGGGAAGACAGAAAACAUUAUCGUGCUCAAUCACGGCCUCCAGUUGCCUAUGCUUCUGUAGCCCCCUUCCCCUUCUUACCUGUACCUGUAUACGUCGCUCCACAAGCUCAUGAGUUAUGAAAGCCUUCCCCUUGCAGCCAGCCCAAAUGGCCCUUUAAGCGCGAUUGCGUGGGUCUUUUUGUUUCUGACUGUUCACAGGAAAUUUUCCGACUCAACAGACUCCUUGAUCCUUGUAUUGUUAAGAUUUGAGAAAUAAUAAACAGAGCUUAUUCCAAACAAAAAAAAUACAAAAUUGAGCUGUUUGGUUCA
Molecule: messenger RNA, 1590 nt
Organism: Brachypodium distachyon (stiff brome)
Lineage: Eukaryota; Viridiplantae; Streptophyta; Magnoliopsida; Poales; Poaceae
Product: protoheme IX farnesyltransferase, mitochondrial
Exons: 7
Coding region: 109-1401 (430 amino acids)
Biological process (GO): heme biosynthetic process
Cellular component (GO): mitochondrion; mitochondrial membrane
Molecular function (GO): protoheme IX farnesyltransferase activity
Source: RefSeq, a predicted model, not a curated record